Molecule: messenger RNA, 4005 nt
Organism: Perognathus longimembris pacificus (Pacific pocket mouse)
Lineage: Eukaryota; Metazoa; Chordata; Mammalia; Rodentia; Heteromyidae
Gene: Cwc22
Product: CWC22 spliceosome associated protein homolog
Exons: 20
Coding region: 435-3164 (909 amino acids)
Biological process (GO): mRNA splicing, via spliceosome
Cellular component (GO): catalytic step 2 spliceosome
Molecular function (GO): protein binding; RNA binding
Source: RefSeq, a predicted model, not a curated record
AAAUCUUCAUUGUUUUAUCAUUUCCAUUAUAGAGGUCUUUAGUAUCUUUGGUUAAGUUUGUGCGUAGGAUUUUUUGUUUUUUUAUUUUUAAAAUUUUAUUGUGGGUAUUGUGAAUGGGAUUUUUUUUACUUUAUUUUUUUCCUCUCAUUGGGUAUGUUGUUGGCAUAUAGGAAAAUCUAGUUAUUGAUUUUUGUAUCCUGAUAAAAUUGUCUAUCAGAUCCAAGAAUCUGAUGGUGUGUUGAGGGUUUUUUGUGUGUAAGACUAUACCAUCUUCAAAGAAGGGGAUAAAAGGAAGAAGACAAAGAGAGGGCAGUAGAGAAAGUAAUGUUUGCUGGCCGAAAAAGUGAACUGUCAAGGAAUUUAGUUCUCUGAGUACUUAUUACUUGGACCACCUUAAGGAGUUGUUGGUUUAGUGGAUCACCUGGCAAUAGAAAAUGAAAAGCAGUGUAGCACAUAUAAAACAUCCUUCUGGUCAUGACAGAAGGGAAACCUAUGAUAUGUACAAGAGGAGUUCCUCACCAGAAGACAGUUAUGCAGAACAAGAAAGGUCUUCCCGGGAGAGAGAUUACUUUGAUUACAGCAGGUCUGACUACAGUAGGUCAGACUAUGAGCGUUCAAGAAGAGGACAUUCUUAUGAUGGCAGCAUGGAAUCAAGCAGGGACCGAGAAAAACGUAGAGACAGAGAAAGAGAUGUGGAUCGGAAAAGGUCCCGGAAAUCCCCAUCUCCUAGAAGAAGAAGCCCACCACCUUCAGUAACCCAGAAUUCUGCUCAGGAUGAACCUACUACAAAGAAGAAAAAAGAUGAUCUAGAUCCUCUCCUUACUCGAACUGGUGGAGCAUAUAUUCCUCCUGCAAAACUUAGGAUGAUGCAAGAACAGAUUACAGACAAAAACAGCUUAGCAUACCAGAGAAUGAGCUGGGAAGCCCUAAAGAAGUCAAUCAAUGGUCUUAUCAACAAAGUCAACAUUUCCAAUAUAAGUAUUAUUAUUCAAGAGCUUCUUCAAGAAAAUAUAGUUAGAGGAAGAGGGCUACUGUCUAGAUCUGUUUUGCAAGCACAAAGUGCUUCUCCAAUCUUCACCCAUGUUUAUGCGGCAUUAGUGGCAAUUAUCAACUCAAAAUUUCCACAAAUUGGAGAAUUAAUCCUCAAGAGGCUGAUUCUUAAUUUUCGAAAAGGCUAUCGAAGAAAUGAUAAGCAACUUUGCCUUACUGCUUCAAAAUUUGUGGCACAUCUCAUUAACCAAAAUGUGGCACAUGAAGUUCUGUGCUUAGAGAUGCUCACUUUGCUCCUAGAAAGGCCCACAGAUGACAGUGUUGAAGUAGCCAUUGGUUUUCUUAAGGAAUGUGGCCUCAAAUUAACACAAGUGUCACCAAGAGGAAUCAAUGCUAUUUUUGAACGACUUCGAAACAUUCUACAUGAAUCUGAAAUUGACAAAAGAGUUCAGUAUAUGAUUGAAGUAAUGUUUGCUGUGCGAAAGGAUGGAUUCAAGGACCACCCUGUUAUUCUGGAAGGACUUGACUUAGUUGAGGAAGACGACCAAUUCACCCACAUGCUUCCUUUGGAGGAUGACUAUAAUCCAGAAGAUGUUCUUAAUGUUUUCAAGAUGGAUCCUAACUUUAUGGAGAAUGAAGAGAAGUACAAAGCUAUUAAGAAAGAAAUACUUGAUGAAGGAGACAGUGAUUCAAACACAGACCAAGAUGGUGGGAGUAGUGAAGAGGAAGAAGAAGAGGAGGAAGAAGGAGAAGAAGAUGAAGAAGGACAAAAAAUGACUAUUCACGACAAAACAGAAAUUAAUCUAGUCUCAUUUCGCCGUACAAUAUAUCUUGCUAUUCAGUCAAGUUUAGAUUUUGAAGAAUGUGCCCACAAAUUGCUGAAAAUGGAGUUUCCUGAAAGUCAAACAAAAGAACUCUGCAAUAUGAUACUUGAUUGCUGUGCUCAGCAAAGGACAUAUGAAAAAUUUUUUGGCUUAUUAGCUGGGCGAUUUUGCAUGCUAAAAAAAGAAUACAUGGAAUCCUUUGAAAGUAUAUUCAAAGAACAGUAUGACACUAUCCAUCGCUUGGAGACAAACAAAUUGAGAAAUGUUGCCAAGAUGUUUGCUCACUUAUUAUACACGGAUUCACUUCCAUGGAGUGUUCUUGAGUGUAUAAAACUGAGUGAAGAAACCACUACAUCAUCGAGUAGAAUUUUUGUCAAAAUAUUUUUCCAGGAACUGUGUGAAUAUAUGGGUCUUCCAAAACUUAAUGCAAGAUUAAAGGAUGAAACCCUACAACCUUUCUUUGAAGGAUUAUUACCCCGAGACAAUCCAAGAAACACACGGUUUGCCAUCAACUUCUUCACUUCUAUAGGGCUUGGAGGUUUAACGGAUGAAUUGCGUGAGCAUCUCAAAAACACACCCAAGGUUAUCGUGGCACAGAAACCAGAUGUUGAGCAAAAUAAAUCCUCCCUGGCCUCUUCCUCCUCAGCCUCAUCCUCUUCAGAGUCAGACUCCUCUGACUCUGAUUCUGACAGCAGUGAGAGCAGUUCAGAGUCUUCCAGUGAAGAGAGCGACUCCUCAUCCAGUGGCAGCCAGAGCUCAGCCUCAGCUAAAAAUAUAAGUAAGGGACAAGGGAAGACCAGAAGUAAAGAAGCAGAUAAACUGAUCAGGAACCAACAAGCAAAUGAUAGGAGAAAAGAAGAAAGAAUUGCAGAACAACGGCACCAGGAAACUAGGACUGAAAGAGAAAGAAGGUCAGAGAGACACAGAGAUCAGAGCUCAAGAGAUCCAAAUUGGAGAGAUCCCAUUAAUAAACACACAUCAGACAGAAGUAUUCCUUUUGAAGGAAAUAGUUACAGUAGAGCUGGGAAUGACCGAGACCAAGAAAUGCAUAUAGACUUAGAAAAUAAGCGUGGUGAUCCAAAAAAGUGGAGAGGAGAAAGGGGAAAUUCUUUUCCGGAAAAUGAGAAGCACAGAAUUCGAAGUCAUGAUAGUGAAAAUUCUAGAAGAAAAGCAAGAUCAAAGUCAAGGGAAAAGAAUAGAAAACAUUCAACAUCUAAAAGUGAUGAAGAUAGGUAUCAGAAUGGUUCUGAGAGACGGUGGGAAAAAUCUAGUAGAUAUUCUGAACAUUCCAGAGAAUCAAAGAAAAAUCAUGACCGGAGAAGAGAAAAGUCUCCAGCAAAGCAAAAAUAAUUUUACAGCAUAACAAACUUAACGUGCCUUAUAUUCCAUCAGUGGAAGUGAUUUACCUUGUGAACUUCAUAGAGAACUCUUGUACAAAGCACUGGUUUGUAUUUGUAAAGUUUGAAAAUGUUUUCAUUUCAAUGUGUUUUAUAAUUGAUGCAUCUCAAUGCCCUCUCUCUUGGUGUAAUUAUUGGGAGAAAAAUGUCUCAGCAGAAAGAUAAGUCUUGCUUAUAUUUUAUGAAUAAAAUGAUCAUCAUCAAGCCAGUGGUUUUUUUGUUGACAAUAUUUUUUUCUUUAACACUCUUUCUAAUUAUUACACUUUCCUAUGAUUAGUUGCUUUUAUAUGGAAUUGAUGACCAAACUAAAUAGACUAUUUCAGUUUAAUUAAUUUUAAUUAGUGAAAUAUUAUGAACUUUUCAGCUGGUUUUUUUCGAAAGUAGAAUGUUGAUUACAAGCUUUAUAUUAUGUAAUGGUAAGUGUAUGUUAGUCUUAAACUGGUUUAACAGGUACAUUAUUUAUAAUUAGGAUUUUCCAUUGGUUGAAGUUCUUCACUCUGACUGCUAAUUGCAUUGAAUUACAGUUGUUUUUUAUUAGAACUUUUUUUUAGUCUUGAAGUUGUAUUAGUAUGUUAAUAUAUAUGUGUGUGUGUAUAUAUAUAUACAUAUAUAUAUAUCCUUUUUAAUUGAACUAGUAGGUCAUUGGAAAAUAUUGUCAUUUUAUGAGUGAACAGCAUGAAAUAAUUCCGGUGGGAUUAUUUUUUUUUUUUAAGAAUUUUUAGGGUUUCUGUCAUUAUAACUUUGGUCAAAUCAUUUAUUACUUUGAAAUAAAAUAUAACCUCUGAGAUCUUAAA